Messenger RNA from Debaryomyces hansenii CBS767, 2184 nucleotides. RefSeq names its product Dur3p (gene DUR3). The record is from RefSeq and is a predicted model, not a curated record. NCBI's taxonomy places the organism in Eukaryota, Fungi, Ascomycota, Pichiomycetes, Serinales, Debaryomycetaceae. Bases 1 to 2184 code for a protein of 727 amino acids. Gene Ontology annotation, cellular component: plasma membrane. The transcript has a single exon. Gene Ontology annotation, molecular function: urea transmembrane transporter activity; putrescine transmembrane transporter activity; spermidine transmembrane transporter activity. Gene Ontology annotation, biological process: putrescine transport; urea transmembrane transport; spermidine transport.
AUGACUGAAGUAUAUGUUCCAUUACCUCAAGCUGCUGGUUACGCAGUAGUAGUAGGGUUGGGAGUUGUAUUUGCUGCUGGUAUGAUCUUAACUACGUUUGUUUUAAGAAGAUACAAUAAAGAGAUAAUCACUGCUGAAGAGUUCGCUACGGCAGGUAGAUCAGUUAAGAAAUCGUUGAUUUCUGCUGCCGUGGUGAGUUCGUGGACAUGGGCUGCAACUCUUUUAACAUCAACCACACAAACUUAUAAUAACGGUAUUAGUGGUUCAUUCUAUUAUGCUGCCGGAGCCACAUGUCAGAUUGUGCUAUUUGCAUGCCUUGCUAUCAAGGCAAAAGAGAGGGCACCAGGAGCACAUACGUAUCUUGAAAUUGUUAAAGCCAGAUAUGGUAGCGGUGCACAUGGAGUUAUGUUGUUCUUUGGCCUUGCUACAAACGUUUUAGUUACAGCCAUGUUAUUAAGCGGAGGCAGUGCUGUUGUUAGUGAUUUAACUGGAAUGAAUACAGUUGCCGCUUGCUUAUUAUUGCCAUUGGGCGUAGUGGUUUAUACGUUAUUCGGUGGUAUCAAGGCAACUUUUUUGACAGAUUAUGCGCAUACAGUCGUUAUCAUAGUUAUUAUUAUGGUGUUUUCUUUCAGUGCGUUUGCAACUUCGGACAAAUUAGGAUCGCCAGCAGUUGUUUGGGAGGCAGUUACUAAAUUGGCUGAAACUCAGCCAAGAGAAGGUAAUGCUGGUGGGUCUUAUUUAACUAUGCACUCAAGAUCUGGAGGUAUUUUUUUCGUUAUUAAUAUUGUCGGAAAUUUUGGUACAGUCUUUUUAGACAAUGGGUAUUUCAAUAAAGCUUUCGCAGCGGACCCUUCUGCAACUUUGCCAGGUUAUGUUUUGGGAGGAUUAGCAUGGUUUGCAAUCCCAAUGCUAACUUCAACAUGUUUGGGUCUUGUAGGGUUGUCGUUAGAAAACACUGAAUAUUGGCCUACAUAUCCUAAUAAAUUAACUCCAGAACAAGUGAGUGCUGGUUUGGUAUUACCAAAUGCUGCAGUUGCAUUAUUAGGAAAAGGAGGUGCUGUUUGCUCAUUGUUGUUGGUGUUUAUGGCUGUAACCUCGGCAAUGUCUGCAGAAUUAAUUGCGGUUUCCACUAUCUUCACAUACGAUAUUUUCAGGACCUACGUGGAUCCAAAAGCCAGUGGUAAAAAGUUGAUCUUCAUGUCCCACAUGUCGGUGAUAGCAUUUGCCUAUGUGAUGGCAGGUUUUGCAAUCGGUUUGUACUAUGCUGGAAUUUCUAUGGGAUACUUGUAUGAGUUAAUGGGUAUAAUAAUCGGAGGAGCCGUGCUUCCCUCUACUCUUACGUUACUUUCCAGAAAGCAAAACAAACAAGCUGUCAUCUUCACGCCAAUCUUAGCUACUGGAUUUGCCAUUUUCUCUUGGUUACUCUGUACAAAAAUGAAGUUCAAGACUGUUACUGUUGAUACUACGUUUGAAGACGAUUCGAUGUUAACAGGAAAUGUGGUUGCAUUAUUAUCUCCAUUGGUCUUCAUUCCAAUCUUUACUUAUGCUUUCAAACCGCAAAACUUCGACUGGAACAUUUUAAAGGAAAUCAAGAGGGUUGAUGAAGAAGAAGAGAUCGCUGAAGCUACCGAGGGGAAACAUACAAACUCUGGUGAUUUUGAAAAUGUUCAUCCUGCAAAAUCCCAAAUCAGUAUUGUAGCUAGCGAACUUGCAGAAUUGAAAACGGACCAGAUAGAAAUUGAAUCUAAAAUGCUCAAUAAAUCAUUCAAGAAGGCUGUCAUCAUAUGUAUUUCCUUAACGCUAUCUCUUGUCAUAUUAUGGCCUAUGCCAAUGUACGGCUCGUCAUACGUCUUUUCCAAAAAGUUUUUCACGGGAUGGGUUGUGGUGCUUAUUAUCUGGAUCUUCUUUUCUGCUUUCUUGGUUGUUGUAUGUCCAUUAUGGGAGGGAAGAGAAGGUAUUUAUAUAACCAUGAGAGGUAUUUAUUGGGAUUGUACUGGUCAAACGUACAAAUUACGAGAAUGGCAAAAUUCUAAUCCUGAAAAGUUACAUUCUGUCAAUUCGCAAAUCAGUGCACACGUACUCAACUUCAACCAAAUCCAUAUAGUAGAUGGUAAAACCCUCGAUGACGGCUAUAGAACACCAAGACAAAUUGACGACAUAAUAGAUGACACCAAAAAGGAAUGA